CAAUGACACGUCAGCAGCAACUGGAUGAGCAAAAGCCAUGUCUGUUUCUCUCCCUCGGACUUUCACUCACUCCCACAUCCUCUUCUUCUUCUUCUUCCUCUAUCCUCACUUCUCUCUCUCUCUCUGAAAUUCUAAUGGACUUGACUCUCUCUUCGAAUCCCCAAACCCUAACCCUAAUCUCAAUUACUUCUUUCUCCUCCUCCUCUUCCUCCAAGCUCCGUUCCAUCCGCAGAGAAUUCCUCGGUUCCACACAAACUCUCAGGCCACUUCGCUCCCGAACUAACCACCGAAGAACAAAGCUAGGCCUUCUUCAAUUCCAGUCCCCGAAAUUUCUCGUACGAGCUUCUCUCGAUUCUCGCUCCGUCCUCGUCGUGGUUGCCGUAGUCACUUUCUCCGCCGUCUCCGUCUUCUUCCUCAAUCGCUAUAGAAGAAAGAACAACGAUAGCGAGGGGUCAAGACAUCCAAAUUUUGAGUCAUCCGAACUAGGACAAGAUGUUAUGAAUUGGGUCUUUGAAGGUCAGAUUGUAGGCUUAAUUUGGAGAGCUACAUGAGAGAACUGCCAUGCUUUUGAGGAUGAAGAGGCCCACGAGUUGAUUUUCCAAACCACUACUUUGAUUCAUAAAGAGGCUCUUGUCACUAAAACAAUAUUACAGCAAACCUGUUUCUGAUUUUCUCACAUCUAGUGCUAAUAUUUCUUUGCAUCGAGA
Messenger RNA from Quercus robur (English oak), 707 nucleotides. Its product is annotated as pentatricopeptide repeat-containing protein MRL1, chloroplastic-like. The record is from RefSeq and is a predicted model, not a curated record. Lineage: Eukaryota; Viridiplantae; Streptophyta; Magnoliopsida; Fagales; Fagaceae. The coding region runs from base 3 to 551 and encodes 182 amino acids. The transcript is spliced from 2 exons.